AAACUAAUGUCGACUGUACAAUUAAUGUUACAAGCCUCAAAAUAAUAUAUUUGGUGUUUAUCUGUUUUAUAUUUUGAUGCUGAGCGAUAGGAGAUCAUGAUUUUAUUUUUUGCAUCAAUAUCCUGACGUAUCGUGACUAUGCCUAUUUUCAUCCUAUUUCUACUGGUGUUAUUUUCAAUUCAACGUGGAUUCAAGCCAUUUCCAGAGCAUAUUUCAGGGUAACAAACAAUCAACUGGCAAUACUGAGGUUGUCAACCAUUUUCAUGCUGGCCAAUCGCAGAUCGUUUCCAAGCCUCCAUUUCCAUUGACAUUAUCACAAACAAAAUCAAAAUUCAACUCAGUUGUCAUUUUGUCGUGGCGGUGAAGGGAGGUCUCAUGGCCUAGUUAUACUACUAUUUUCCUGAUCUUAAUCGCUGUAGUGAACUUAUUAUCUAAAGUAUGUUUUAAAAUAUAAAACUGUGUACCACACUUCCUGAAAAAUGUCUACAGUACUUCUAGCUGUUGUGGCUGUUAUAUUAUGUGUACUAUUUCGUAUACUGAAUGUUAACAGCCAGCCACAGAAACCAGUGAUUUACGGAAGGGAUCGAAGUUUUAUAGAGAAUAUCUUAUUCGUUUCACCGUUUCUUUACGAACCCUACAUUCCAACCCGUUUGUGGGGCUUCAGUGGCCAUGUGCAGACUAUCUUGCACAGUCUCAUCGGCCGGGUCCGCUGUCCCUGGCCUAUUGGUGCUCGGAUAUCCCUAGUGCUACCCGAUAAAUCGACGCUCACCUACGAUCUGUAUGAACCCAUGGGAUCUGAACAUGAAGACGAUGUGACAGUGGCAAUAUGCCCUGGCAUCGGCAACACCUCGGAGAGCGUGUACAUUCGAACCUACGUGCACUACUCGCAGUGGCACGGCUACCGUUGCGCCGUGCUCAACCACAUAGGCGCGCUCAACAGCGUGCCCGUGACCGGGGCUCGAAUAUUCUCCUACGGUCACACCGACGACUACGCUUACAUGAUAGACAACUUGACAGAACGCUAUCCUAAUACUAAGCUAAUCCUAGUCGGAUUCAGCCUCGGCGGCAACUUGAUCACGAAGUACUUGGGCGAGGUGCGGAGCAGACCUACCAACAUUAUAGGAGGCAUCUCCAUAUGUCAGGGAUACAACGCCAUUGACUCUCUAGUGUACUUGCUCCAAUGGCAAAACUUCCGUCGCUUCUACUUAUACGUGAUGACGGACAACUACCGCAACAUCAUCACGCGACACAAGCGUAACCUGCUCAGCCCCGAGAUCAAGAGCAAGUACGGCCUCGACGAGAACAUGAUCGUGUCCGCUGGCACCCUGCCCGACCUGGACGAGGCCUAUUCUAGAAAAGUGUACGGAUUCGAGUCCGUAGCGGAACUCUACAAGUGGAGUUCAUCGGCCUUCUACUUACAUAACAUUAAGACCCCAAUGGUGUUCGUCAACGCGCGCGACGACCCCAUAGUACCUGAACCGCUGUUACCUCUCAUCAGAGAGUUUGCUAGUUCCCACGACAAAACAAUGUUCCUAGAGCUGGCCCACGGCGGGCACCUGGGCUUCUACGAGGGCGGGCUGGUGUACGCCAACCCCGUCACGUGGCUCGACCGCGCGCUGGUCGGGCUCGCCGGCGGCCUGCUCAUGGCGCACAACAAGUGCUCCUCCAAGGAAUCCAUCCCCGAAAACAUCUCCGACGACGAACCUGACCUCAUCAAGUCGGCCACCAUCGUCUAUAGGGAUCCUUUGGACAAAACACCCGUGAAAUCGUAGAAUACAACCGCCGGUAUCAUAAGACAAUAUGGCUCUUAGCCAAGCUCAGGUUUACGAUAUGUUUGAUGUCACGCCAAUUAUCAAUUGUUUUAGGCGUGCCUGUGAAAAGCUUUUUGAAAGUAUUUAUUGUCUAAAGAUAGGUUAGGAUAAGUUGCCAUGGACCAAGUAAACGGAAGCUAAAGUGAACGAAUGAUCUAUGUCGAAUAACUAGAGCAGUAUUUCUUUUUACGGAAGUAUUACCGUUUAGAAAAGAGAUAAGAUGCCUAAUAAGAAAUCUACAAUCACUAACUCACUAUAACAUAAGAUUAUUAUUAUCUCACUGGAGACUGUAGUACUCACUCCACAAACCACGAGACCGAUAUUAUAAAGUAAAUUUGAAAAAUUGAGUGAACUUCUGUUAAAUUUUGUCUCUUUCUAACAAACAGAAAUGUCAACAUGACAUAUAGGAUCAAACAAUUAUCACCGGUUUGUUAAAUUUGACAAUGUUGAUAUAUAACGCCAUAAGGCAUUCUGUAUUAUUUACGUAUACUAAGUCUACUGUUUCCUUAGUCCAUGGAAUUUUGUAUACUAGGUCCGUGCAAUAGGUGAAACCUUACAUUAGGGUGGUUACCAGCGUUACAAGCCGCUGUCCGUUCCUAGUCGCAUGAUUACCCCGUUAUUUGCUAUAUGUUUAGACUUUUUACAAAAACAACUGAAAAUAAUAACCCGAACCUAUAGAAUAAUGGUUAAUAAUGCGACCAGGAAUCUAAAAAAGGUUGAAACCCUGCUGAACUUCGUGUUAACUAGUAACCAAAUAACCACAUAGAAAUUACUAAAUUAAACGAGUCGAAUGAAAUUGUGAGUGUAAUAAACGUGUACCAGUUAUCGUCGGAGUAUUGAUAAAUUCCAUGUAAUGGCAUUUUGCUGAAUAAUCUCAAAUAACCCAUUCCACAAAUCGAACUCAGCGGUUAGCUUGGUUUUCAAUAUUGUGAUAUUUUAUAUGUAGAUUUAGUCAACGAAAUUUGCUAUUGUAGUGGAAGAAAAAUUGAUACGAUUUUUUAUACAUAGAUAUACUUUAAAAUAAAAUGUGGUGUGCAAUGCAAUGAAUUAUAUUUAUGUUUAGUGUUAGUCUUUUCUAAACGUUUAAAAAAUUAUGCACAACUAUAUUUGCAUUAGGUACUUACAAAUGAGAUUGUGUAAUGCUUAUUUCCAGCGAUGAGUUUAAUUUUCCAAGUAGGUUUAGGAAUUGUCACUUAAUUGCAAUUUAAUACUGAGUAAAUAAGAAAUUUAAAGAUGAAGAUAGUAUAUUUUUCAAGUAGACAUAUUACAAUUCGCUUAUGGACGUCAAAAUAAUGCGAUAUUGUCACCUAACUCAAAUUAAUUUUGUCUUUGCACAUAGUAAUAUUUUAUAGUAUUUAAAGCACAAAUACUACAACACUGUUUACAGAAAAAAUGGUGUUAAUUUCGUUUACAACUCCCGCGUUAAUUGCAAUUACUAUACCAUAUUGCAUAUGCAAACCGCAAUGUGAAUCAAUGGUAAAAAAAUUGAAAGUUGUGGAUUAAAUUAGCAUCCCGUAUAUUCUAUGUCUGGCAUGUCAGGAUUGUCAAAAUGUGUAAUUUGCUUGUGAGAUCAAGUCAAAUAAAUGGUCUCAAUAUGGCCUAUGAUAUACAUGAUUUAUCGAGUUAAUUUUGAUCCGCAUUUGAAAAAUAGGAAAUAUUACUGCAAUGUUCUGCCGCCAGAGAGCAGCACUAGCACAUAUUGUAAACCAUAGACUCGUAGAUACAGUGCCUUAAACAGGCUUUUGAGAAGUUUUCACUAUGACAUUGAUGCAUCCAGGCGGUCUAUUUACAGAGUCUGUCUGUCUCUUUAUCGCUCGAAUAUCCAAGAGCGAGUUCGCGGUAGGCCCUCAUUAUGUGCUAGUGGCGCCCCCUACGCAGAGUUUUGCGUAAUAUCCCUUAUUAUUGUAUUAUAUCAAUUAUAUGUGUUCAUAUUUGCAGUGUCAUAAGUUAUUUUAUAGCUGGAUGAGUGUCAAUGUGUGUACCGCCAUGCCAGUGUCUAAGACGGAUGACGUCACAAUUCCACAUUCUGUUUUAUUAAUGAUAACAGUGAAACUGUUACCAUCAAUAAAAUUCAUAAUCAGCUUAAGGCUGCACCCGACGCCAAUGGCCUUGCGCGUUCUGCGGAACUUAUACCCCUCACCGCACCACCCGCUGCAAAACAUCGAGCGCGCAGAACUAUGCGUUCGAAAUAGAAUUACGCUUGCUCGCGCGCGCAACGCAGUACAGCUCCGUCUAGCAACACGACUUGCCCCGCACUGACUAUACGGAGGGGGCGGGGUAAUGGUAGGAACUUAGGCUGUAUUAAGGCUUAAUUUUUUUAGGAAUUUAGGCACAGUUUUAUGAAUUUUCGAAAAGAAAGAAAACCAAAUCAUGUUAUAGUGUUUUGUGAGAAAGAUUAUAAAGUUACAUAUAUUUUCAAUAAAAGUUCCAGUAGUAAUAAGGUUACAACUGAAAGAAAUAGCAGUGGGGUUAUUUUGAUUUUUUUUCUUCAUUUAUUUAAACUAAAAUAGAUUUUCAGAAAAAUCAUAACAUUUCUCAUAUGUUGCCGAUUCUUAUAUAUUUUUUUCUGCUCAGAAAGUGUCUUGAUUAAUAUAAAAAAUGGUUCAGAGUAACUCAGUUUUACGGUAUUUUGCGGAAGGAAGAGCCUUAAGUUGAUUCUGAUCGAUGACAAUUGGGUCAAAAUUAUUUUCGUUGUCUUGUUUCUUACCACUCUUGUAUCCAUGUCUUCUAUCGAAUAAAUAAAAAAAGUCAAAUGCUAUUGUAUGUCUUUCUACAUGGAUAUUCACACAUAGAUAUGCUACAUGGGGAAAAUAAAAAACAAAAUUUAACCUAUUCAAGAAGCUGAGAAUUUUUACCCAAUUACGAAAAUGAGAUGAAUAAUUCAUGACUUGAUAAUACGGUGGUUGCAAUGAAGUUCUAGAAUAAAGAUAAAAGGGCGCUCUAGGCCCCUGUUUCACAAUAGACACCAUUCAUCAUAACAUGUUAAUGCGCCGUACAGUCAGCGUCAAUUACUUUGUAGCAACCAAAGUGGCCAAAUAGUUCGGUACACCAUAUAUAUAGUAUGGUGUACCGAACUAUUUGGCCACUUUGACUGCUACAAAGUAUUUGACGCUGACUGUACAUUGCUGGCCCAACAAAAUAUGUAUUGAAGCUAAGUUCCGUCCUUAUUGACACGGAAAUGUAUAGUACAUUGACAGGGUGUCAAUUGUCACACUGGUGAAACAGAUGCCUGGAAUCACCGAUAUGAUAUUUAAAGUAUUGAUGGAUGUAUUGUCAACUCAUGAGAUAAUUAAAACUGCCUUAAAAAUGUGGCCUCUUUUAGCGCUUUGCCGGUUGCUUCUUAAAGGGGCACGGAUUUGAUACAGCAAAAUGUGAAAUAAGUGCAUUUAAAAUUUGCGUACAUUGACACAUUUUGUGAUCCCAAUCAUCUGAUCUCGGAAGCCAAGAGUCAAGUGAGUUAUGGUAUGUGUGACACAUCUGGGCGUUUUCUAAAAUAAAUAUUGAAAACCUGAUUUUUACAAAUCUGGACUUUUGACUCAUUCUACUCAAAAUCGUUAGCAUUCUCCAUCCUACCAUUUAAAAAAUAGUGUCCUAAAACGUCCGUUCCAUUACGUCAAGAUUUACUGUGAAAGAAAAUUUCACGUGAGCUGACGAGAGCGUGACGUAGUGGAAACCACGAUUUCCAUACAAAUUUUUGGGACAUUUUUUAGCAUCAAGAUUGAAUAGGUAUGAUAGUGAUUCUGAGUUGAAAGAAACCAAAAACAACAGGAUCUGUCAGAAUCAGGUUUUCAUUUUUUUUAAAGCUCUAUAAAAUGAUAGGAAAAACCAACCUUAGAAUGGUUGUAGUUUAUAUAUAACACGACACUUGGAUUAUAUAAAGUACAAUUUUGAGCUGUGUUAUGGAAUUACAGUAACUAUGGUUUUCUAAAGUUCAAGCCAAGGGUGUAAUAUGAUUAUAAUAACGACAAACAUUGAACUUUAACGUAUUACACAUAGUCAUUGUAAUUAAUGGUUUUGUAGGCUAAGCUUUAGAAAGUUAUAUACAAAUAUGUAUGUAGGUGAUAUUGUUUCUUUGUUCUAUAAAUAUGAAUGAGUGUCUUAAAUUAUUGAAAAUCAAUAAAUUAUUGUUCGAACGGAAAAGCUUCUGCUGGUGCUUUUAUAAAAAUACUUAUAUAUUUUGUAAUGUUUAUGCGUUGUUACCGUUUUAAUGAAUAAUAUCAACAACAGUAUUCAUUGCUUUUAAUUUUUCCAACUGAUGUUGAAGAUCUACUAGGGCCGAUUUUUUCUACUGAACAUCUUCUUAUUUCGAAGCAUUUGACCAACGACUAACAUGUAUCCGAUUUAUCGGUUAAUAGACUCGGUUUAAAAGGUGAGAUACACAGAAUAUGUAUAUAGAAAUGAGAUCGAGAUAUCAUCGUCUCUCUCGUCAGUUAAGACGUAGGAAAGUGUAACAAGUUCCCCUAAGGCCUAAGGGUGUCAGGAAUUAUGCAAAAUUAAACCCUAUCACCUAUUUGAAUAAAGUUCAAAAUCAGGUGGGAAAUAUAUUCCCUCUGACUCAUAAAGGCUAAAGCUAACACUGAAGCGACAGAAUGUGGAAGCACCACCAUAAACGUCAAAUUAGUAUGAACAUAAGCAUAGACGGGCUAUACGCGUGCGCCUGUGAGGGACAGAACAAAGGCCAUUUAAUUUUUAUUUUAAGGCGUUUUUAAUUUUGUCGCAUUCGACAAAAUUAAAAACGCGUAUCAUUCCUGAGAACAUACUUUUAAAAUAACUACGUAAUUUGGUCGGGUUCAACAAAAGAUGGCUACGUCACUUAGGGCUUUUUAGAAGUAGGUAGAAUCAUGACAAGGACAAACAAUAGUAGCGCUUUCUCUGCUACUCCUACUGCAAGUUUCAUAAGACCUUCCUGUUCGGUCAUUUCCCCCACCUCACACGUAUAAUCCAAUUAUACUUAUAUUCAUGAAACGUAAGAAAAGAUUUUGGUAAGAUGUAAUAACUAGUAAAGCAGUUUUAUUCGUAACAUUAUACAAUAUUGGCGCCGAGGUCCCCGAGUGAGUGUAGUCCUUUACCUAAUUGCCAGCAAGCCGACAUAGUGUGAUGAUUGUUGUAUGUUUUAAAAAUCGACUAUCCUUGACACUUGACGACACCGAAAAAUUUGCCAAAAAUAUAAUACACGAUCUUAUUUUCUAUACAAGUAGUGUGUUCAUAUUUUUAGGACUUUGACCGUGUAUCCUAGUGUCCCUAGUAGUAUUCAAGCAAUUUGUUUGCUGGAUCUCUAGUCGACGAAUAUCGGAAACCUGACAGCGCGUCCGAACAUUCUGAACUUGAUUUUGAAAAUAUCGGCCCUUAGUUUCCAAACUAUACGUAGGUAUACAAAUGUUAUGCAAAAUUGUUGUUGAGCUAGUCUCCCUAGAUGGCCUAGAUGCAUGAAUCUUAAAGAGAUAAGCCUCCAUAAAAGUUAAUGUAUGUAUUGGAGGAUAUGUAUACCAUGGCGGUUCAAUAGAAAUUGGUGAACAUGUAAACAAAACGAUUAAACUUUGUUUCUGCGUAAUCACCUGCUUUUAAAGUUUCAAAAUUGUCAUACUUUGUUUACUAUUUUGCCGUUUCUGUUAAUGCCAUUGUAGGUAAUGUCGCUACUUAGUACCAAUAAAAAUGUGUCGUUUUCGAGUGAAAGAUACUACUAGUAAGUAUAAAGAUUAUAAAAAGACAAUUAAAAAUCAACAGCGAAUCAGAGCAGUCAACAUAUUGGCACAUUUUACUGGACAACGACACAAAAUAUAUUUUCCUGUACUUAUGUGACUUAGUAUUUAUUUACGUGGUGAAUGGAGUCAAGGUACAGUCAACACCAGAAGUUUCUUAGCGGACGAGGUGUUAGAAAUUUUCAAAAUGAACUGUUUAAAGGAUUCAAAUAUAUGAAGGUAAUUUUAAACACCUGAUCAGUUGAUCACGCUUAGCAAUUUCUGCUGCUGACUGUACAAGUUAGGUAUACCUACUUGUGAAUUUAAUGGAAUAGGCAACAUGUUAAGAAUAAAACCCGUUCAAAUAGCAAUUUUAAUGUCUAUGCCAGAAAGUUCAAAUUGUAAUAGCGAGGUAGCUCCGAGACAUCCCGUGAAACAAGUAUAAUAACAUACGAGUAAGUGCCUACUUCGUGACAGUCAGUUAUAGCAAUUAAUUUCAUACGUGCACUUUAUUUAUUUUUAUGUGUUGUUGCCUAAAAGUUUGGAAAUUUUAGUAAGUAAGUAGGUACAGUCAGCGUUAAAUACUUCGUAGCAGUCAGAGUGGCCAAAUAGUUCGGUACACUAUACUAAAUAUAUGGUGUACCGAACUAUUUGGCUACUUUGACUGCUACGAAGUAUUUGACGCUGACUGUACCUAACCUAUGACAUGCACAUUUGCACAAUAAUUGUUUAGAUUUUGCCUUCUACGUUGUAAUUGAUGGAGCUUACUGUGUUCAGCCACGUAAGUGGCUUGUAACAAAUGUUUAUUUAUUUGUGUGUUUUGAAUGUGAAGAAUAAAACAGUAUUACAGUAUGA
Molecule: messenger RNA, 8344 nt
Organism: Cydia pomonella (codling moth)
Lineage: Eukaryota; Metazoa; Arthropoda; Insecta; Lepidoptera; Tortricidae
Gene: Hydr2
Product: abhydrolase domain-containing protein 2
Exons: 7
Coding region: 480-1772 (430 amino acids)
Biological process (GO): sperm capacitation; medium-chain fatty acid catabolic process; medium-chain fatty acid biosynthetic process
Cellular component (GO): sperm flagellum; sperm plasma membrane
Molecular function (GO): acetylesterase activity; monoacylglycerol lipase activity
Source: RefSeq, a predicted model, not a curated record